Molecule: messenger RNA, 1953 nt
Organism: Aspergillus puulaauensis
Lineage: Eukaryota; Fungi; Ascomycota; Eurotiomycetes; Eurotiales; Aspergillaceae
Exons: 3
Coding region: 1-1953 (650 amino acids)
Biological process (GO): intracellular signal transduction; mitotic cell cycle
Cellular component (GO): cytoplasm; nucleus
Molecular function (GO): histone H3T3 kinase activity
Source: RefSeq, a predicted model, not a curated record
AUGGCAUCGACCCAUCCCCAUACCUUUGCUGAAGAGACAACCUCACGGCGACGCAAUACGAAACCACGAAGUACACAUACCUCCAAGCGAAAUGUAUACGGAAAACGGAGAACAGAUGCCCCAAGGGCAGUGCUUGAAGAGCGAAGCCCUGCAAAACCCCAGACCAUGACGUAUCCCGAUACAAUUCAACAAUCUGUCGAUUGCAUCCAGGCAAAGUUGGCGGAUAUCCAGCUUGAUGAGACGAAGACAGCGGAAUACAUGGAAGAGGAGCAUAAGAAAGAUGAUACCAACAUAGAGACUUCAGCGCCUAUUCAUAUAGUUGAUGAGAUACCUAAGCCGACGCCCACAUCACUCACAGAGCCCGCCCCGGUUCAACAACCGUCAACGAAAGCCACUCCGGUCGCCAAGAAAAGAUUCCAGGAAAUGGUGGCAGUAAGAAUAACACCAAGGGUUAUCCCACAAGGAUCGCAGGAGCAAGCGAAAAAGGUGGCAAAUAAUACUCCUGCUGCGCUAGACAGCUGCAAGCGAAGCGCAAGGAAGACUAAACCGACCCGACGGACCUCAUCCGGAUACGUUUCCAACGAAAAGGCGAAUUCCUACGUUCGUUCUAUCCUGGAUCAAACACUGUCCCCAGUGGCGGCACUGGGCAUUCAGAAAUUCGAUUCAUGGGCUGCGCGUGCAGGUGAAAUGUUGGAAGUUGUCAAAUUGGCCGAAGGCUCUUACGGAGAGGUCUACAAACUCAGGCUAAGAGAGGAUAUAUGUCAGAAGGAGAUGUCCAAAUCCAAACUGGCACGCCUCAAGGCAUGUGGUGACGGUGUUUUCAAGGUUGUCCCUUUACGGGCCCAGAGCGGUCCUGGAUCAAAGAAGUUCACUAGCAUUGAGGAAAUUGUGGCGGAGGUGAAGAUGUUAAAAUACCUGGACCCCAUACCAGGUUUUGCACGAUUCAGAGAAAUUCACGUUGUGCAAGGUCGAUUUCCAGAGGCCUUCCAAAAAGCCUGGGACCGUUACAAGAAAACGAAGAAUGACUGCCUUAACCCUAACCCUUCGAGUAAAAGAGCCUAUCCAGAUUCACAGAUCUGGGCGAUUAUUGAAAUGGAUGAUGCGGGCUGUGAACUUGAGAAGUUUUCUUGGGCGUCGAUUUUCCAGGUUUAUGAUAUCUUCUGGGGUGUUGCCAUGUCUUUAGCUCGUGCUGAAGAAUAUGCCUUAUUCGAGCAUCGUGAUCUUCAUCUUGGCAAUGUCUGCAUACGGAGCACGCGAUCAGAUGGUCAUAUGCAUCCACCAUCAGAUAUGGAGGUCAUGCGUCAAGCAGAGUCAAGCUCAAGCGGUUACGGGUUGAGCACAUUGGAGACAACUCUUAUUGACUAUUCCCUUUCGCGGGCGGAAUUAUUGAUGGACGAGACGGCGGAACUGAUGGAAGUAACCUCUUCGGACCUGGACAAAAAGCAGAUCUUUGAUGCGAUUGGUCAAGACGAAGAUGACGCUCUACUAAGGGACACAUAUCGACAUAUGCGCGCCCAGUUAUACAAAGGCAACCCAGUUGACACGGAGAAAACACCUGAUAUCCCCGGGAUUUGGGCUGAAUAUGCUCCUCGGACGAAUCUGAUUUGGCUUCGAUUCCUCCUCAAAAUGCUGCUAAGGAACAAGAAACCCGAAGCUCCAGAGCCUGUGGCCCAAAAGCCACGACAACCUCUUGCCCCGCGUUCAUCCAAUAAAGAAAUAAAGAAGACAACCAAGUCGGACAAAAAGCAGGUCGCUUCCAAUGAGACCCAGGUUGGUUCGGAUGUCCACGCCACAAUCAUGCAGCUAAAGCAGACAAUCGAGGACAGGCUUAAUGCUGUUCUUGAACUUCUAGAUCUGGAACACGGUCACCAAGACAUGUGUUGUGCUGCAGAUCUAGUUGCAUUUGCUAUGGAUGCCCAAUGGCUUGGUGAGCAGGAUUUCUUUUCUGCAUGA